AUGGCGCCUCUGCCCAUCAAGUUCCAGGAGCUCGUGCAGCUCGCCAACGUGGGAGUGGACACGCAAGCGAUCGGCUUCAACUCAUGCACGCUCGAGUCCGAUUCAUACAUUUGCAUCCGAGAAAAGAAGAGCGAGGCGGCCCAGCCCGAGGUGGUCAUCGUCGAGCUCAAGAACGGUAACAAUGUCACGCGCCGACCCAUCAAGGCCGACAGUGCCGUGAUGCACUGGAACCGACAGAUAAUCGCCUUGAAGGCCCAGUCUCGGACGCUGCAGAUCUUCGAUCUCGAGGAAAAGAAGAAGCUCAAGUCGUGCACCAUGAACGAGGACGUCCAGUUCUGGCGGUGGAUCAGCGAGACCACCCUCGGCCUCGUCACCACCAGCAGCGUCUAUCACUGGGAUGUCUUCGACUCGACCCAGGAAGCACCCUCCAAGGUCUUUGACCGCAACGCCAACCUCAAUGGAUGCCAAAUCAUCAAUUACCGCGCUAAUGCCGAAGGCAAAUGGAUGGUCGUCGUCGGCAUCUCGUCCCAGCAGGGCCGUGUCGUCGGAGCGAUGCAGCUGUACUCCAAGGACCGUGGCAUUAGUCAAGCCAUCGAGGGCCAUGCCGCCGCCUUUGGCUCCCUACGGCUCGAGGGUGCCCCCCAGGACACCAAGCUCUUCAGCUUCGCCGUCCGAACCGCCACCGGCGCCAAGCUGCACGUCGUCGAGGUGGACCACGCAGAGUCGAAUCCCGUCUUCCAGAAAAAGGCCGUCGACAUCUUCUUCCCCCCCGAGGCGACCAACGACUUCCCCGUGGCGCUGCAGAUUUCCCAAAAGUACGGCGUCAUCUUCAUGGUCACCAAGUAUGGCUUCAUCCACCUCUACGAUCUCGAGACGGGCGGCCUCAUCUACAUGAACCGCAUUUCGAGCGAGACCAUCUUCACGAGCUGCGCCGACGGCGAGUCCUCGGGCCUCGUGGGUAUCAACCGCAAGGGCCAGGUUCUCUUCGUCACCAUCGACGACUCCACCAUCAUCCCCUACCUUCUCGAGAAUCCGGCAAACACGGAGAUUGCCAUCAAGCUGGCGUCGAGGGCUGGAUUGCCUGGUGCAGACAACCUCUACGCGAAGCAGUUUGACCAGCUCUUCAACUCGGGCAGCUACAUGGACGCGGCCAAGAUCGCCGCCAACUCUCCCCGAGGCUUCCUCCGCACCGCCGAGACCAUCGAAAAGUUCAAGCGGCUCCCCACCGAACCCGGCCAGAUGGCCUACACGCUGCAGUACUUCGGCAUGCUCCUCGACAAGGGCGUCCUGAACCAGCAGGAGACGCUCGAGCUCGCCCAGCCGGUGCUGCAGCAGAACCGGAAGCACCUGCUCGAGAAGUGGCUCAAGGAGGGCAAGCUCGACUGUUCCGAGCAGCUCGGUGACCUCGUCCGCCCCUACGACGUGAACAUGGCCUUGUCCAUCUACCUCAAGGCCAACGUGCCCCAGAAGGUGGUCGCCGGCUUUGCCGAGACGGGCCAGUUCGACAAGAUCCUGCCCUACGCCGCCCAGACGGGCUAUCAGCCCGACUACAUCCAGCUUCUGCAGCACAUCAUUCGCGUCAACCCGGAAAAGGGCGCCGAGUUCGCCACGGCUCUCGCCAACAGCGAGCAGGGCCCGUUGGUCGAUUUCGAGCGUGUCUGCGACAUCUUCCAGUCCCAGGGCAUGAUCCAGCAGGCCACGGCCUUCCUCCUCGACGCCCUCAAGGAGAACCUGCCCGAGCACGCUCGCCUGCAGACCCGCCUGCUCGAGAUGAACCUGAUGCACGCCCCGCAGGUGGCCGAGGCCAUCCUGGGCAACGACAUGUUCACCCACUUCGACAGGCCGCGCAUCGCCCACCUUUGCGAGCAGGCCGGCUUGCCUCAGAAGGCUCUCGAGCUGUACGAGGAUCCCGAGGCCAUCAAGCGAGUCGUCAUCAACAUCCCCGGCGGCGCCAACUUCAACGCCGAGUGGCUGACCGAGUUCUUCGGCAAGCUCUCGGUCGAGCAGUCGCUCGACUGCUUGGAUGCCAUGAUGAAGCACAACAUGCGCCAGAACCUGCAGGCCGUCGUCAACAUCGCGACCAAGUACUCCGAGCUCCUCGGCCCCGUCCGCCUGAUCGACCUGUUUGAAAAGUACAAGACGGCCGAGGGCCUCUUCUACUACCUCGGCAGCAUCGUGAACCUGUCCGAGGACCCCGACGUGCACUUCAAGUACAUCGAGGCCGCGACCAAGUCGAACCAGCUGAACGAGGUCGAGCGCAUCUGCCGGGACAGCAACAGCUACAACCCCGAAAAGGUGAAGAACUUUCUCAAGGAGUCCAAGCUUCCGGAGCAGCUACCGCUCAUCAUCGUCUGCGACCGCUUCAACUUUGUUCAUGACUUGAUCCUCUACCUGUACCAGAACCAGCAGUUCAAGGCCAUCGAGGCCUACGUUCAGCGUGUCAACCCGGGCCGGACGCCCGCCGUCGUCGGUGGCUUGCUCGACGUCGACUGCGACGAGGCCGUCAUCAAGCAGCUUCUGAGCACCGUCGAUGCGCAGCAGAUCAACAUCGACGAGUUGGUCUCGGAGGUGGAGACCCGCAACCGCCUCAAGCUUCUGCUGCCCUUCUUGGAGGCCACCCUGCAAUCCGGCAACCAGCAGCAGGCUCUCUACAACGCCCUCGCCAAGAUCUACAUUGACUCGAACAACAACCCGGAGAAGUUCCUCAAGGAGAACGACCAGUACGACACGCUCACCGUCGGCAAGUACUGCGAGAAGCGCGAUCCGAACCUGGCCUACAUUGCCUACUCCAAGGGCCAGAACGACUUGGAGCUGGUGAACAUCACCAACGAGAACGCCAUGUACCGCGCUCAGGCUCGAUAUCUGUUGGAGCGAUCCGACGCCGAGCUCUGGCGAUUCGUCCUCAGCGAGAACAACAUUCACCGUCGCUCCGUCGUUGACCAGGUCACGGCCACGGCCAUUCCCGAGUCCACCGACCCGGCCAAGGUCUCCGUCGCCGUCUCAUCCUUCCUCGAGAACGACCUGCCUCUGGAGCUCAUCGAGCUCCUCGAGAAGAUCGUGCUCGAGCCGUCUCCCUUCAGCGACAACCAGAACCUGCAGAACCUGCUCAUGUUCACGGCCGCCAAGGCGGACAAGGCCCGUGUCAUGGAUUACAUCCACAAGCUGGAUGCGUACAACGCCGACGACAUUGCCUCCUCGUGCGUCGAGGUGGGCCUCUUCGAGGAGGCGUUCGAGAUCUACAAGAAGGCCGGCGACAAGGAAGCUGCCGUCAACGUCCUCGUCGAGCAUGUCGUCAGCAUCGACCGCUCCCAGGCGUACGCGGAGGAGGUCGACAUUCCCGAGGUCUGGAGUAAGGUUGCCAAGGCUCAGCUCGAUGGCCUCCGCGUGCCCGACGCCAUUGAUUCCUACAUCAGAGCCGAUGACCCCAAGAACUACCCCGAGGUCAUCGAGAUUGCCACCCACGCCGGGAAGAACGAGGAGCUCGUCAAGUACCUGCGCAUGGCCCGCAAGACGCUGCGGGAGCCUGCCAUCGACACCGCCCUGGCCUUCUGUUACGCUCGCCUGGACCAGCUUGCCGAGCUCGAGGACUUCCUGCGGGCCACCAACGUGGCCAACAUCGAGGAAUCCGGCGACAAGGCCUACGACGAGGGUCUGUUCGAGGCGUCAAAGAUAUUCUUCAGCAGCAUCUCGAACUGGGCCAAGCUCGCCACGACGCUCGUGCACCUCAGCGACUACCAGGCCGCCGUCGAAUGUGCCCGAAAGGCCAACAACAUCAAGGUCUGGAAGCAAGUGCACGAAGCCUGCGUCGGCAAGAAGGAGUUCCGGCUGGCGCAGAUCUGCGGCCUGAACUUGAUUGUCGAUGCCGAGCAGCUGCAGGCUCUCGUCAAGGAGUACGAGCGCAACGGUUACUUCGAUGAGCUGAUCGGACUGCUCGAGCAGGGCCUUGGCCUCGAGCGCGCUCACAUGGGCAUGUUCACCGAGUUGGGCAUCGCCCUCUCUAGGUACCACCCCGAUCGCCUGAUGGAGCACAUCAAGCUCUUCUGGUCCAGGAUGAACCUGCCGAAGAUGAUCAAGGCCUGCGAGGAAGCAAACCUGUGGCCGGAGCUCGUGUUCUGCUACUGCCACUACGACGAGUUCGACAAUGCCGCCCUCGCUGUCAUCGAUCGUCCGGAGAACUCAUGGGAGCACCAGCAGUUUAAGGAAAUCUUGGUCAAGGUGGCCAACCUGGAGAUCUACUACCGUGGCAUCAAGUUCUACGUCGAGCAGCACCCGUCUCUUCUGACGGAUCUUCUCGCGGCGUUGACGGCUCGCAUUGACGUGAAUCGCGUCGUUAAGAUGUUCCAGAAGAAUGACAGCUUGCCGCUGAUCAAGCCUUUCCUCCUCAACGUGCAGUCGCAGAACAAGCGCAUUGUCAACGAGGCUGUCAACGAUUUGCUCAUCGAAGAGGAGGACCACAAGACCCUCCACGAUUCGGUGCAAAACUACGACAACUACGAUGCCGUCGAGCUGGCUGCCCGUCUGGAGAAGCAUGACCUCAUUUUCUUCCGCCAGAUAGCCGCGAGCAUUUACCGCAAGAACAAGCGGUGGGACAAGUCCAUCGCCUUGUCCAAGCAGGACAAGCUCUUCAAGGAUGCCAUCGAGACUGCCGCCACGUCAGGCAAGACUGAUAUCGUCGAAGAUCUUGUUCGAUACUUUGUCGACAUUGGACACAGGGAGUGCUAUGCCGGCAUGUUGUACGCCUGCAACGAGCUCAUCCGACCGGAUCUGGUGCUAGAGCUGUCUUGGCGGCACGGCCUCACCGACUUUAGCAUGCCUUACAUGAUCAACAUGUUGUCGCAGCAGACCAAGGAGAUUGCCCUGCUCAAGGCAGACAAUGAGGUUCGCAAGGCCAAGGAGAAGGAGCAGGAGAAGACCGAUGACAACACGCCUAUUCUAGGCGCCGGUCGGCUCAUGAUCACUGCCGGCCCCGGUGGUGCUGGAACGGCCUCGCCAUCCCUGUACGGCCAGACCAACGGGUUCGCGCCGCAACCCACGGGCUACGGUUACUAG
Messenger RNA from Drechmeria coniospora, 5049 nucleotides. Its product is annotated as clathrin heavy chain. The record is from RefSeq and is a predicted model, not a curated record. Gene Ontology annotation, biological process: intracellular protein transport; Golgi to endosome transport; receptor-mediated endocytosis. Gene Ontology annotation, molecular function: structural molecule activity; clathrin light chain binding. NCBI's taxonomy places the organism in Eukaryota, Fungi, Ascomycota, Sordariomycetes, Hypocreales, Ophiocordycipitaceae. The transcript has 4 exons. Gene Ontology annotation, cellular component: clathrin coat of trans-Golgi network vesicle; clathrin coat of coated pit; actin cortical patch. Bases 1 to 5049 code for a protein of 1682 amino acids.